This is a messenger RNA of Effrenium voratum, 378 nucleotides long. NCBI's taxonomy places the organism in Eukaryota, Dinophyceae, Suessiales, Symbiodiniaceae. The record is from the annotation of a GenBank genome assembly.
AUGCAUCUAGCACCGGCAUGUGGCUUGCAGGCGCUGCAAGCGCUCCCUGGCCAACAGCUUCAGUUGUGCAAGCUGAGGAGUCGAUUGUUUCAACGGCGUUGCCGGCGUCGGCUGCCAAAACGUCACUCCGGAAGCAGUGGUUGCACGAGAAAUUCUACCGGAUUGACUGAGAGUAACAUCAAACUGCACUAUUUUUCAGUAUCCCUGCAUGUGUGCGUAGUGCAGGAUCUUAAGCAACACUUCGUGCCAUGUUGCCUCGCGCUUGUGUUUGCGCCGGAGUUUGUUUUUCAAUCGGCUCAGCAAACCUUGCGUUCGGUUCAGCCUUGGUACUUGACGAAUCCUCCAUCAGCCCAGUCCAUUGACAUGCCCGUUGCAUAG